AUGUCCCGCAACGCCCAAGUCGAAGAAGUCUACGACUCGGACCCAGAAGAAGUUGCUCCUUCUCUGGUCCCAAGCCACGCCAAAAAUGACUCCAUUCUCUCUGGCGCCUCAAUUCCUACGUCGUCGAUGCCCAUCAGACCCGCGCCUGAACCUCAGCGAGAAAUUCCAAAAUCCUACCAAUGUCUGUAUCCUGUGUACUUUGACAAGACGCGAACCCGCGCAGAGGGCCGAAAAGUUGGCACAGAACUGGCAGUGGAGAAUCCUCUUGCGAGGGACAUUGUUGAUGCUGUGCAGAUGCUGGGACUGCGAGUUGGGUUUGAGCCGGAGAAAUUACACCCCAAGGACUGGGCGAAUCCAGGGCGAGUUCGUGUGCAAUUAAAGGACGAGAACGGGGAACCGGUUAAUUCACAAAUCAAGAAUAAGCACCACCUCUAUAUCCUCAUCGCGCAGUACCUCAAAGCCCACCCGACAACGGAUCAAUCGCCCUACCGUUUGCGCAUUCGAGGACUCCCAAUGCCUGAGAAACUACCAGAUGCCCCCCCCGCGCCUCGCGGCUGGAAAAUUGGUAAAAUCCUGCCCAUACACUCCGCCGCAUAUAGUGGUGGUGGGGUUAGCGAUAACCCUCUAAAAGACGCUAUGGCCGAGAUGCAGAAUAUGCAGGGAAUGCCCGGUAUGCCGCAAAUACCCGGAAUGGGAAACUUGGCAGGUAUGAUGGGCGGAGGUGAGCCAUCAGGAGGCAGCGAAAAGAAGAAGAAGGAUAAGAAGAAGAAAUAG
This is a messenger RNA of Aspergillus nidulans FGSC A4, 774 nucleotides long. Its product is annotated as RNA-binding signal recognition particle subunit SEC65. Gene Ontology annotation, biological process: SRP-dependent cotranslational protein targeting to membrane. Bases 1 to 774 code for a protein of 257 amino acids. The record is from RefSeq and is a predicted model, not a curated record. NCBI's taxonomy places the organism in Eukaryota, Fungi, Ascomycota, Eurotiomycetes, Eurotiales, Aspergillaceae. The transcript is spliced from 2 exons. Gene Ontology annotation, cellular component: cytoplasm; signal recognition particle. Gene Ontology annotation, molecular function: 7S RNA binding.